This is a messenger RNA of Miniopterus natalensis, 1665 nucleotides long. It is a transcript of the gene TMEM127, whose product is annotated as transmembrane protein 127. Gene Ontology annotation, biological process: negative regulation of TOR signaling; negative regulation of cell population proliferation. NCBI's taxonomy places the organism in Eukaryota, Metazoa, Chordata, Mammalia, Chiroptera, Miniopteridae. The record is from RefSeq and is a predicted model, not a curated record. Gene Ontology annotation, cellular component: membrane.
UAGUGGGUUUAGGGCCUGGGAUCGCUCGGCCCGGGCAGCUUGGGAGCCCGUGACAGGACGGAGCGGCGCCAUCCCUGAGGCCUGCUGACUGGCAGACUGCGCUCCCUGCGGAAGUCGGCAGCGAGCAUCUGCGACCGCGGAGCGGCGGCGGGCGGCCCCGGGCAUGUAUGCCCCCGGAGGCGCUGGGCUGCCCGGAGGGCGCCGGCGGAGGAGCCCGGGAGGCAGCGCUCUGCCCAAGCAGCCGGAGCGUAGCCUCGCCUCGGCCCUGCCCGGCGCCUUGUCCAUCACGGCGCUGUGCACUGCCCUCGCCGAGCCUGCCUGGUUGCACAUCCAUGGUGGCACCUGUUCCCGCCAGGAGCUGGGGGUCUCCGACGUACUGGGCUACGUGCACCCGGACCUGCUGAAAGAUUUCUGCAUGAAUCCCCAGACGGUGCUGCUCCUGCGGGUCAUUGCAGCCUUCUGCUUCCUGGGCAUCCUGUGCAGUCUCUCCGCGUUCCUUCUGGAUGUCUUUGGCCCCAAGCAUCCAGCCCUGAAGAUCACCCGUCGCUAUGCCUUUGCCCACAUCCUCACAGUCCUGCAGUGUGCUACUGUCAUCGGUUUUUCCUACUGGGCUUCCGAACUCAUCCUGGCCCAGCAGCAGCAACAUAAGAAGUACCAUGGUUCCCAGGUGUAUGUCACCUUUGCUGUUAGUUUCUACCUGGUGGCAGGAGCUGGCGGAGCCUCAAUCCUGGCCACAGCAGCCAACCUCCUGCGCCACUACCCUACAGAAGAGGAGGAGCAGGCGCUGGAGCUGCUGUCUGAGAUGGAGGAGACCGAGCCUUACCCCUCGGAAUAUGAGGUCAUCAACCAAUUCCAGCCACCCCCGGCCUACACACCCUAAUGCCAGCCUGGGCUUUCUGCCUCCCUGCUCCCACUCCGUGGCUCCUCCCACACCCAGAGGCUGCCUUCCCCCAGGAGGCCUCACUGGUAGGAUCCUGAGCAUCUUCAUCAAAUCUUCCCCAGGAGAGACUCUGCCUUUGGGGUUGUUCAUGGAUCCCUGCUCCUGAAACCUGGGGUUCACGGAUUUUAUAUCAUGCACUGUUUCCCCUCUUGCCACCUUCCUGUCCCUGAGGUCACUAGUCAUUACCAACCAGGGAUGGUCAUAUAAGUUUUCUUCCUUCAUGGGCCAUAUCUUCCAGACCAGAACUUUCUUUCCUUGGGAAGCUGCUGACAGUGGACAGCCUCAGGUAGAGGUGACAACAGGCCCAAGGGAAAGAGGACUGUGCCCUACAGGCUUCCUUUGUGAUGGUCAGCGUUUGUUCCACAGCUGCAGCUGUGGGCAGACCCACCCCAUUCCUUCUCAGUGCCCAGGGCCAGGCCGCCCGCUCUGCGGACUUCUCUGCACUUUAGUCUUUGGACUUCCCGUCCUCCAUGUUCUGGUUUAACAGGGAGAAGGAAUUGCUGUUGGGAAGCAGAGCGAGUCUUCUCCCUGCCCUGCCCUGGCUUGGGUGGCUGGAGCCCAGGCCAGGACAGAGCAGGUGUGGGUCUGAGACCACCUGGUGCCCAGAGAGGACCAGAGUGAAGGGGGCUGAACCACCCCAGCCCCUUCACUUUUGAAAAUUGAGUGGCUUUAAAAGGAAAAAACAAAACCAGGCAACAGCAAUGAUAAUCUGUUUUUAAACUCGC